Penicillium brevicompactum is the source of this 1542-nucleotide messenger RNA. RefSeq names its product MFS transporter. Gene Ontology annotation, molecular function: transmembrane transporter activity. NCBI's taxonomy places the organism in Eukaryota, Fungi, Ascomycota, Eurotiomycetes, Eurotiales, Aspergillaceae. Gene Ontology annotation, biological process: transmembrane transport. The transcript has 6 exons. The coding region runs from base 1 to 1542 and encodes 513 amino acids. The record is from RefSeq and is a predicted model, not a curated record.
AUGAGCCAGGACGAAAAAACAUUCCCGUGCGAUGAAGCAACACCAACAGCGAGUGCUCACCACAUCAAGACAAAAUCAGAAGAGCUAGACCUCGAAAAUGGCUCCAGUGAGCCUGACGCAAAACAGGAAGAGCCUCCCAGAGACCCAAACAUCGUUGAUUGGGAUGGCCCAGAUGACCCAGAAAAUCCAUUUAACUGGACAGUGAAGAAAAAGUUGGGCGCGACAAUGUCUAUUGCAUUGAUCACACUUCUCACGCCCUUGGGAUCAUCGAUGUUCGCGCCCGGCGUAUCACAACUCGUGAAAGACUUUUCAGUAACGAACGUCGAGUUAUCAUCAUUCGUGGUGUCGGUAUACCUUGUCGGAUACUGCUUCGGUCCCUUGCUCAUUGCGCCUCUAUCGGAGAUAUACGGCCGGCAAUAUUUGUAUCACGCGUGCAAUAUUCUCUACGUGAUAUGGACAGUUUGCUGCGCUGUUGCGCCUGAGAUCGGGAGUCUUGUUGUGUUCCGCUUCUUAGCUGGAUUCGCUGGUAGUUGUCCGCUGACUAUUGGAGCCGGGUCGAUUGCCGAUAUGUAUGUGCAAGAGAAAAGAGGCGGCGCAAUGGCUGUUUGGGCUAUCGGUCCUUUGAUAGGCCCCGUCAUUGGUCCAAUCGCCGGCGCAUACAUAGCACAAGCCAAGGGGUGGCGAUGGACGUUCUACAUUUUGGCAAUGGCUAGUGGUGCUGUUGCUAUCAGCUCUUUGUUCACCAUUAGCGAAUCUUAUGCGCCAACCCUUCUUGCCCGGAAGACGCAGAAACUAAGAAAACAAACCGGAAAUCUCAGCCUACGCUCUGCACUCGAAACCAACAUGACAACAAAAGAAUUGUUCUGGUUCUCUAUCAUCAGGCCCGCGAAGAUGCUGUUCCUCUCUCCCAUUGUGUUCCUUCUGUCCCUUUAUGUUGGUUUGGUAUACGGCUACCUGUACCUUUUGUUUACAACCAUCACCUCCGUCUUUGAACAAAACUAUGGAUUCAGUCAAGGAAGCGUUGGAUUGUCGUAUCUCGGUAUCGGCAUUGGCUCAAUAAUCGGACUGAUACUCUUAGGUGGAACCUCCGACAAACUGCUCACAUAUCUGUCUGCUAAAAAUGGCGGAGAGAAGAAGCCUGAGUACCGCCUUCCACCUAUGAUUCCUGGAUCGUUGUUCGUCCCAGCUUCAUUGUUCAUGUAUGGCUGGACGGCAUACUACCACACUCAUUGGAUCGUGCCUAUCAUUGGAACAUCAUUCCUUGGUAUAGGCAUGUUGAUCACCUUCAUGACUGUCACGACAUACCUGGUAGAUGUGUUCACGGUUUAUGCCGCUUCCGCGAUGGCAGCCAAUACUGUUUUUAGGUCUCUUGCUGGUGCACUGCUUCCACUUGCCGGUCCUAAAAUGUAUGCUGCCCUAGGACUGGGCUGGGGGAACUCACUCCUUGGGUUUAUUGCAUUAGCGUUUUGUGUUCUUCCAGUCAUUUUCUGGGUCUAUGGUGAACGUAUUCGAACCAGUCCAAGGUUCCAAGUGCGUAUUUGA